This is a messenger RNA of Liolophura sinensis, 6057 nucleotides long. RefSeq lists its product as uncharacterized. Bases 2359 to 6057 code for a protein of 1232 amino acids. The record is from RefSeq and is a predicted model, not a curated record. Gene Ontology annotation, biological process: Notch signaling pathway; cell fate specification; cell communication. Gene Ontology annotation, cellular component: plasma membrane. Lineage: Eukaryota; Metazoa; Mollusca; Polyplacophora; Chitonida; Chitonidae. Gene Ontology annotation, molecular function: Notch binding. The transcript is spliced from 20 exons.
CACCACCAACCAAGAAUUCGGCGCGUAGUGUUCUGUAGAUCGAAUGGUAUUUGGCUAUACGAUCGGGUGGGGCUGGUUUACAUGCUGAUAAAUAUCAAGAUACCAGCACUUACAGGCGGACUUCAAUUCAUUUGAUAGGUAACGGGCCUUUGCGAAAGUAUAUAUACCGUUGUUAACGCACGCGCGUCCUACAUCAAAUUUACAGUAACUCAGCCACGUGCUCCUGAACUUGGCAAUCAUGGUGCACUUGUAAGAAACGGUGCUUUAUUCCAGAAUCGCCAAAGCACAUCGUUAUUAGCCUACUUCAGCGAGAUGGAGUUGCCCAUGUUAAUUGGAUUACUACUGGUUUGGUAUCAGAUAUUCCGUGUAGAAGGAACAGGAACAAUAGAGAUGGAUUUGAUCCGUUUUUCAAAUCCGACAAGUAAAUUGGACGAUGGUCAUUGUUGUGAUGGAUAUCCUUCCAUCUGCACGGGACAAUGCGACCACAGAUUCCGGCUCUGUCUAACAGAAAAAAACAGGUAAGCGUAUCCAGAAUUCAGUGUGGUGAAUCAAUGCAAACAUCUGUACCCAGUAGCUCAUUUCUUUUGAUUAACACGAAGCACUGACUCAUUUACUCAUUUCUUUUGUUGUGUAAAUCUUUACAUAUCCAACAAAUCUGUUCACAUUUUUUUCGGGACCGGUAGAUCCAGGAUCAAUCCUUGAUCGAGUCACACCUAAGACUUUAAAAGAGGAAGUUGUAACUUCCUCUCUUGGCGUUCAGCAUGAAGGGGAUAGUGCAACGACUGGUUGACCCGUAUCAGUAUAAUGGCUCGGGCGGGGCGGCUUACUUGCCUUCGGUAAGUCGUCUCAGUGAAGCAGCACUAAAUAAAAGAGCAUUGGAAAUCCGUCCUGCAACAAGGAGGCACAUUACACGUACAUGCAACCUAAGGAUUCCUUCGUCGUCAUAUGACUGAAAAAUUGUUGAGUACGACGUUAAACCCCAAGCACUCACUCACUCACAUUUUCCUAACGUGUAAAUGUAUUUUUGUUCAAUAAUACACAUGCAUACAAAUAGGUUUAACAGGCUAAGACAUUAUUUAUGGGCAUUUCUAAGCCAUAUUUAAUGGUGGUAAAUUUUAGUAUGAUAGAAAUCGGCAGUUUUCCUUCACAUUUAAUGGCGAUAAAUAUUAAUGUGAUAUAAAUUGACAGCUUUAGAUCAUAUAUAGCGGUGAAAAUGUGACUAUGAGACUCUGCCAUAGUAUCCAGCUCUAGGACUCAUUCCACUGGUGUAGCCACUGUGAAACCACCUUGCUUAUGCAAGCAGAUAAACUUGACAACCGCGAUUUCUAGACAUUGCCAUCUUAUGUCAAUAGGGGGCGUGAGUUGUUGAAGGGGAAUAUUGGCUGGCUUAUUUGCAAGACAACGCCCAAUGUUAUAUGAUAGCGGAACGCCCUUCAAGAUGUACACAUAUACAUUACCUUGGGCGUGUAAGAUAUUAACAUAGUGAUAUUUACUACUCUUUGCUUUCGUAUUUUAAUACACCAUACACUUACAUAGUUCUGUUUGCUCGAAUAUUUUAUGACGAAGCAGUCACUGAUCCAAACUGUGACCAUUUGUCACUAGAGAUAGGCUUGGUUUGUUACCUGACCCAUAUCCAUAUGUAAACAUCUGUUUUUCUGAUGUACGACUUAGACGUUAUUAAAUUGGCCGGUUGAAUCAGCGCCACCGCCAGCGAACAAUGACUCAGAAGCUUCUCACCAGUUCGGUCGCUGUGAGUUCAAAUCCAGCUCGUGUUUCCCCUGGCGUUGCUGAAUUCCUCCCACUAUAAUGCUGGUCGACGUCACAUAAAUGAAAUAUUCUUGAGUGCGGCGUAAUAUACCAAUCAAAUGAAUAUUUGAUAAGGUUUAAUACCAUACUCAGUUAGAUAAAUUUCACUUUUAUUACGACGCUCAGGCCCAAUUGUGAGGGGGAAAAGCGAGACAAAUUCUGGUGAGCCAGGCCAGCCAAAAUCUUUCAGAAUAAAACUGUUGGAACCGUUCUAGGAUCCAUUCUUAAACUGCUUAAAGUUAUCUCUUUCACAGGACGGGAUAGGGCACUUUUCAGUAUUCCAUUUAUAUGCCAUCAUUUGGUUCACAAACUAAAAUACAUUUUAUACAUUUCAAAAAUGGAACUUUCCUGGGAGAUAACUAGCUUGUCAGAUAACUAUUUCUGCCUUUUGAUUGUAUUUUCAGCGAGUGUUUCUUAAAACAGAAUGUGAUCGACGGACCACUGAACUCUGAUGUGAUAGACAGUUUUCCUGAAAGUCAAGUUUCAUUUGAGUUCAACGUUUGGAAGAGCACGUUCGAGAUUCGAGUUAACGUCACUGACAUCGACUCAGGAAUGGAGCAAAACGUCGACACCUACGUCCUCAACCUAACAAACGUUGACGUCGCCUAUAACCGUAGCGUCGCUCUGUUGCAAGCUCCACUUCGUCAAAUCUCAGGACGCAGAUCUUUGAACGCUACUUUGCUAGAACUGAGGGUGACUGCGUUCUGUGAUGUUAAUUACUACGGUGCGAACUGCUCGGUGUUCUGUUUGGGAGAGGAUAGCUGCAGAGGUCACUACACAUGUGGCUCUGACGGUCACAAAUCUUGUCUCCCCGGAUGGAAAGGUGAUGACUGCAACUCGGCGAUACCCGGGGGAGUGGCGGACUGCGGUUACGGCAAAAGUCAGUAUCCUGGUAGAUGGUCCGGAUCUCUAAGCUGCAAUACUCUGAACGAGAGCGUUGAAAUUUCGAUAAAGUCCGUGAGCAACACGUCUUCGGUCUCUGGCACAGUUAAACUCGAAGACGGCGCGUAUGAUGUAGUAGGAACGUGGUUAGGAUCAUCGUUAUUACUGCUCCCUGCGUCAGGUCCAUGGGUAACACAAAGCCCUCGGGAUAUAUCGAAGAUGUCGUUCAACAUAAACCACGUAGGAACCUCUUUCACUGGUCAGGUGUUUGAAACACCUCAACCAUGUGGACACAUCAGUUUAACCCAGACUUCAGUUGGCAUUUCCCGGUGUCAGAAUGGAGCCACGUGCAUCCGAGAUGACGCCAGCGGGGCAAAUAUCUGCUGUUGUGCACCAGGAUUCAAGGGAGAUAAAUGCGAAAUAAGGAUUGCGGUCCCAACGACACGCUCAACCACUACAACGCUUUCAGAGACGUCUUCACGAAGAGUAUCAUCUACAUCCAUGGUAACAUCUACAGAGGCAUAUACCAAUCCCACGAAUCAGACAACAGUCUUCACAACCCUCCCUGAGAGUAGUACCAUGGAGGCAUUCUCAAGUACUGAACCUGCUACGUCGCCAGUUUCAACACCUUCAACUACAGGUAGUACGGUUUUCUUGAACGCUACUAUUGAGGCUGAGAACACAACGUUUGAGUCCCAGCAAACGACAGCUCCAGUGUCUGAAUCAUCCACGAUACAAACCACGCAACCAGUCCAGUCCACAACCACAUCAGAAAUGUUGUCAACCGUUAAUGACUUACAAUCGUCUACAGAGGCAGAGUCACACACAACGACCAAUCAAAUGCCGCUGUCAUCAACAACCGCUAUACGAGAAACGACGACAAGCAACCAAAAUCCAAAGACGACAACUAAUCCAAUGCCAGAGGCCACAUCUACUGGGAUGCCAGAAGAGACGACAAGUGAAGAACUAGAGACUACAUCGAAUGCUCUGUCAGAGGCAACAACUACUUUUCUGCAAGAAACAACAACAGAAGAACUAACUAAAUCGUCUACUAUCGAACAGGAAACGUCCACCACAGAAAACCCGCUUACAUCAACCGAAGCUGAGACUCCAGCAUCAACUACUGCUGGACGUCUGACGACACCGCCUGAGACCGCCCCAGUGUCAACGACGCCAACGACGCCAGUGCAGCCGAUAGUCCACGAUGUCAACAUGACCUACAGCAUUGUGCUUCCUGGGGUCCAGGACGAUGUAAACGAGACAAGUAUCACGCACGCCAUCGCCGAUGCAUACGAGGCUAUGAACCCCAAUUUGACCAGAUCGGACAUUAACAUGACCUUCAGUGUAAGAGAGGGGAUCGGUGAAGACAGGGCCUUUGUGGUGGAGUUCACCUACACGUUGAGUAUUACCUUCUCAACCGUCUUCUACAAACCCUCCAUGGAAAUUCUUCGUCGUCACAUUUUACAAGUGUACACUCCAGGCCUGUACGAAAUGAAGGUUCUGUUUUACCUCCAGAAUCACUUCCAGGUUCUUCUUACGGGAACCCCGCCAUCCGUCUUCCAGUAUUCCUCGAUAGAAUCCGUCCUGGAGUUCGCAUGGAAGAGGAAUAGAAGCUCAGUUUGCAACCCUUGUAAUAUUACAGUUACCAUUCCGACCAUCGAAGAAGUCGUUGGUGCUGACGGGAUCGCUGUUUCAAAAGUGUAUUACUUCAUACAUUACAACGGCAUGGUACAAACGCCCGGGGAGGGCGGAUGGUCGGCUGAAUUGACAGGUAUACAGGAAGUUUUCCAGGAGUACAACCUGACGCUGAGGGUUUAUCAAGACAAAGUUCUGCCCAACUACCGACACCACUACAUGUACAGCCUAGCUUUUGAGAGCUAUGUCUACCAGGAGAGCUUUUUCGAAAUUGCAUCACAAAUUCAACAAACAUGGAUGAACGAAAGCCUAGAUUUGGCAUCCUGUAAUUGUUUGAACGUGACUGUAGUUAGAGGAGAUCAGUGCAUUACAAGCACCGGAAAGCAAGUGACUAAGAUUAUUUACUUCACAACCAUCAGUGGUAAACUCCAAUCACCGUUGCUCCACACUGGCCCUACCCACGAGGCAUUGGCCACUGGCGUCAAAAUCCGUAAUCCAAAGACAAAGACGUUGUACGUACUCCUGAAAACGUCGUCAUUAACCCUGUACAAAUACGAACAGAAGUUAGCGUUCUACGUCAAAGACGUGGUUGACACCAGCGCCAUUACGACGUUCGUCCAAAGGCUUCAAGUUGCUUGGCGGACUCAACUUAACGUGAACGAGGAAAUCAGUGUUGUCGUCCCCAGAGUGACGGGAUGCAUCGGCAAAACAGACUCGGGAUCGCAGUGGGUCGUUGGGCAGGAAGUUUCACGUCUGGACUACUAUCUGCUGUACAAAGGGGAGAUAAUAAAUCCACACUGGAACAAACCUGUUCAGCAGACGGAAAUCAUCAAAUACGUCCUGAAUGUCACGAGUACCAGUGGACAUGUGUACCAAGCUUACACAGUAACGAAAGAAGAAAUUUACACCAGGGAACAACACCACGUCAUACAUCUGAAUGGACAUGUCGUCAUCGAAGAAAUGUCUGACGUCACUACGCUGAUUAGUAAAACUUGGUCCACGGUGUAUCAGUCGGCUGUGAGUGUGUCCAUCGGAUUUGUGGAGGAGUUUUGUGCGACUAGCAACAGGGAACUAGUGACUGGGAUAUUCUACACACUGAAGGUGAACGGGCGAAUUGUUGAUGCCUCGGUGGAGUACGACAAGGUGUUCAACUCGUCUCACCUCAGUAUCUUACUGCGGACCUCUUCCUAUCGUUACACUGUGUACAUGGGUACCCUGACCACCUUGAUAUCAUACCGAUAUCAGCUGAGUGUGUACUUUGCACAGACAAUCGCGGAACUGGAUUACGCGCAAAUAGCAGUAAAGCUAGAGGAAGGCUGGAAAACGCUGCAUGCUGAAGUUACCAGCGUAAAAGUCUUUGUGGCUCGUGUGGAACAGUUUUAUACAGAGGAAAUGUCCGUUGUUUAUCGUUUGGCCUAUUUCGUCCGUCAGUCAGGUGAGGCUGUGUAUCCCCUCCAUCUACCUCAAAUUCCUCACCACCGCUGGGUGUCCUGUGGCUGCUUGAGCGUCGCGGGUAUCUCUGGGUCCGCGUACAAGCUUUACGCGGGGUCAGUGGUCGACACAGCCAGCUGGAUACCUGCCUCCUUCCACUUUUCACUCUACUUUCAAAAGCAGGUGUCCACAUUGGAUUACGUCAAACUGGAACAGACAAUUCAGGCUGCCUGGGCUCUGAGGCACGGAAAUGUUACUGUCAAGAUUGUUGCUCAAGAAGAGUAUGUUACUGUAUCUGGGUAA